This is a messenger RNA of Parnassius apollo (apollo), 543 nucleotides long. NCBI's taxonomy places the organism in Eukaryota, Metazoa, Arthropoda, Insecta, Lepidoptera, Papilionidae. The record is from the annotation of a GenBank genome assembly.
AUGUCUAAUACAGAAGAUUUUAGUGAUUCUGGUUCUGAAUAUCAGCCUAUUCCUGGAGAAAUUCAUACAGAAUCUGAAACAGAUACAAGUUGUGACGAAAAUAUUAUGAUGCCGUCUAGUCUAUCAGAACCUGGAACAUCUAAAUCUAGAAAAAGGCCAAUCAACAAGAAAAAUUGGAAAGUUAUAAAAGAAAGUUAUUGCGUAAUAGUGGAAAAGAAAAUGAAAGGCAAGAAAUGUUCGAAUCAUUUUUGGAAUUUAAAGGACUUUAAUCAGCAAAAUGCCUUUCUAUAUGCAUUAGUGCAAAAAGCAUCUGCUAAUAGAAAACGACCUAAAGAUCUGUCACGAGCAGGAAAAAACGUUUCGUUUAAGUAUUUUCUCAAAUCUCAUAUUAUGACACAAUUGGCACCGCACCAGGAUACAUGUAAGACUUGUGAUAGCUUGAAUUUUAAAAUUAGAGGCACCGAUGACGAGAACGUGAAGAAAGAGUUUGAAGUUCAAAAGGAACUUCAUCAAAGAAUGCACUGGACAAAAUCGAAACAUUAA